Molecule: messenger RNA, 2133 nt
Organism: Penicilliopsis zonata CBS 506.65
Lineage: Eukaryota; Fungi; Ascomycota; Eurotiomycetes; Eurotiales; Aspergillaceae
Exons: 5
Coding region: 1-2133 (710 amino acids)
Biological process (GO): proton transmembrane transport; ATP metabolic process
Cellular component (GO): proton-transporting V-type ATPase, V1 domain; fungal-type vacuole membrane
Molecular function (GO): ATP hydrolysis activity; ATP binding; proton-transporting ATPase activity, rotational mechanism
Source: RefSeq, a predicted model, not a curated record
AUGUUGGGACUAGGCAUUGCUCGCCUAUCGAUACGCCCCUCUCCGUUGGAUCUGAUCCGAUCGGUGGUUGUCGAGGUGUCCUCGAGGAGGAGUUGCUUCUCCAGCAGUGUUAGUAUUAGUAGUGGCACUGGCACUGGCACUGGCACCGACACGCCGCCCGGACCAGGUAACGACCUCCAGCUGCUGCCACCGCUUCCCGACUCGCCCACCACCUUGACCAGGACCAGCAGCUCGACCAGCAUCGAGUGUUCCGCCCUCUCGUACCCUGUUUUGUCCACCCACCCCUCUCUAUCGCACACCAUGGCGCCUGCUGGAAAGGACAGGAAGCGUCUCGAGGCCGACCAAGAGAACUAUGGUGCUAUCUUCUCGGUCUCCGGCCCUGUCGUCGUCGCCGAGGACAUGAUCGGCUGUGCCAUGUACGAGCUGUGUCGUGUCGGUCAUGACCAGCUGGUCGGCGAGGUCAUUCGUAUCGAUGGAGACAAGGCCACCAUUCAGGUCUACGAGGAGACAGCUGGUUUGACCGUCGGCGACCCCGUGAUGAGAACCGGCAAGCCCCUCUCCGUCGAGCUCGGCCCCGGUUUGAUGGAGACAAUCUACGAUGGAAUUCAGCGCCCCCUCAAGGCCAUCUCCGACCAGUCGGAAGGUAUCUACAUCCCUCGCGGCAUUGCUGUCAACGCGCUGGAUCGUGAGAAGAAGUGGGACUUCAAGCCUGGCCCCCUCAAGGUCGGCGACCACAUCACGGGCGGCGACAUCUGGGGUUCCGUAUUCGAGAACAGCCUGGUGAACGACCAUAAGAUCAUCCUGCCCCCGCGUGCCCGGGGUACCAUCACACGCAUUGCUGAGGCCGGUAGCUACACGGUCGAGGAGAAGCUGCUGGAGGUGGAGUUCGAGGGCAAGAAGACCGAGUACCCCAUGAUGCACGCCUGGCCUGUCCGAGUGCCCCGCCCCGUCAACGAGAAGCUGCCUUCCGACUCCCCCUUCAUCGUCGGCCAGAGAGUGCUGGACUCUCUCUUCCCCAGCGUCCAGGGCGGUACCGUGUGCAUCCCUGGCGCUUUCGGAUGCGGCAAGACUGUCAUCUCGCAGUCCGUCUCCAAGUUCUCCAACAGUGAUAUCAUCGUCUAUGUCGGAUGUGGUGAGCGCGGUAACGAGAUGGCUGAAGUCUUGAUGGAUUUCCCUGAUCUUUCUAUCGAAGUUGAUGGACGCAAGGAGCCCAUCAUGAAGCGUACCUGUCUGAUCGCCAACACCUCCAACAUGCCCGUCGCCGCUCGUGAAGCUUCCAUCUACACCGGUAUCACCAUCGCCGAGUACUUCCGUGACCAGGGCAAGAACGUGGCGAUGAUGGCGGACUCCAGUUCUCGUUGGGCCGAGGCUCUGCGUGAAAUCUCCGGUCGUCUCGGAGAGAUGCCUGCCGAUCAGGGUUUCCCGGCCUACCUGGGUGCCAAGCUGGCCUCCUUCUACGAGCGGGCCGGCAAGAGUGUGGCGUUGGGUAGCCCCGAGCGCACCGGCAGCGUCAGCAUCGUCGGUGCCGUCAGCCCGCCCGGUGGUGAUUUCUCGGACCCGGUCACCAGCAGCACCCUUGGUAUCGUCCAGGUGUUCUGGGGUCUGGACAAGAAGCUGGCCCAGCGCAAGCACUUCCCCUCCGUCAACACCUCCAUCUCCUACAGCAAGUACACCAACAUCCUGGACAAGUACUACGAGAAGGAACACCCGGAGUUCCCCCGUCUCCGGGACCACAUCCGUGAGCUGCUGACCAAGUCCGAGGACCUCGACCAGGUUGUGCAGCUUGUGGGUAAGGCCGCGCUGGGUGAUUCCGAUAAGAUCACGCUGGACGUGGCUGCCAUGGUCAAGGACGACUUCCUGCAGCAGAACGGCUACAGUGACUAUGACCAGUAUUGCCCUCUGUGGAAGACGGAGUACAUGAUGAAGGCCUUUAUGGGCUUCCACGACGAGGCCCAGAAGGCCGUCGCUCAGGGUCAGAGCUGGGCCAAGGUCCGCGAGGCCACGGCUGACAUCCAGACCUCUCUCCGCAGCAUGAAGUUCGAGGUUCCCGAUAACGAGAAGGCCGUUUCCGAGAAGUACGAACAAAUCCUCCAGACCAUGACGGAACGGUUCGCCUCGGUGUCUGAUGAGUAG